This is a messenger RNA of Exophiala dermatitidis NIH/UT8656, 744 nucleotides long. RefSeq lists its product as uncharacterized. The record is from RefSeq and is a predicted model, not a curated record. The transcript has a single exon. Lineage: Eukaryota; Fungi; Ascomycota; Eurotiomycetes; Chaetothyriales; Herpotrichiellaceae. The coding region runs from base 131 to 478 and encodes 115 amino acids.
UGCCAGUGUAUCUCCGUUCAUAAAUAUUCAAGCCACGGAUUUGAACCUGUGGUGUCUACCUACCUAGACACCUAUGCAUGAGCAGGUAUAGAACCUACCGGCUGCAACAUACGACUUGAAAUAUUCCAACAUGAAACAAAAGGCACCUGAAAUUCCUUUCCUUAACAUCUGCUUCGGAACUCGGACUCAAGGCACGAAGAUGUUCACCGGGUGGUACUGUAUCCAUUCCAAGACUCCAUCGUCCAUUGACUCGACUCCACCCCAGCCACCCCGAUCAUGCAGUGUUGCGGGAGGCAGCAAGACAUGGCAGCAAGACAUCUGCGUCACUUUAUAUGGGACCAAUGCUAUCGUUCAAGCUUGUUUGUCUGCAAGAUGGAGAAUAUAUGACAAAAUACUAUGGGGGCAUUCGCCUGGCCAAGAUGCUAGCUACACUGUACAGUACCACCGCUGCAGUGCAUUCCUUGAUAUGCAGCAGUGACUACCAAGGGAAAGCUGGUUGCUCUGUGGCUUGGCUUGGUUGACGCCUCCUGAGUACUGUAGUAAAGGAGCCAUUGUUUCUUGAUGAUAGGAGCCACAAAGGUCCGUAUUCCAGCCAUGGCACUGACACCUCCUCCCAUAGUGAGAGGUAGGCCCAGUACAGUAUACCUAUGUAGGUAGCAUAAUCUACCGAACCGUCAAUGCCGCGUCGGUCUCCGAGUCCAAGUUUUCAGCAGUAUAACAUCUCCGCAGCCUAACAAUAGAAAC